AUGGGAAAUGAUGACAGUAUCAUAAUAGCCAUCCUCCUUCUGUCUUUCUCCUUCCAGUCGUCAAGCAGUGAUAAUGAAAGAAACCACAGCAGCAUCAAUAUCCCAGUACGAGGAAGUGUACCAGAAAGCAGCUUAAACCAGAACAUUGCUGAACUAUACUCCAAUAUCCCCGAGUUCUCACACGAGGACUAUGCACUGUGCCAAGGCCAAGGUCCUUACUCCCACAUUAACCAGAUCUUGAAGGAGGCCCAUUUCUACAGCCUACAGCAGAGAGGACAGUCACCGACGUGAUGACCUGGGUGCUCCUCCUCCCUUGUUUAUAAAAAGCAAUGACAUUCCCACAAA
Messenger RNA from Microtus oregoni (creeping vole), 345 nucleotides. Its product is annotated as protein FAM104A-like. The record is from RefSeq and is a predicted model, not a curated record. Bases 1 to 291 code for a protein of 96 amino acids. Lineage: Eukaryota; Metazoa; Chordata; Mammalia; Rodentia; Cricetidae. The transcript is spliced from 2 exons.